CCGGGUGCUGGGCCCUGCGUGAACCGCCACUUUUCUGGACGGCGAGCUCGGCUCCGCCGCCACUGGCGGCGGUUCGGGGAAUGGAGGUGCUGGCCACGCUCUCGCGGGCGCCCGCGACGUCGCAAGCGCGGGCGGGCGAGGAGGCCUACACGGAUGCUCGGCCGGACGCGCAGGCGGCAGCGGGGCCACCACCGCCACCGCUGCGGCCGGCCGCGUUCUACAGCUGCGUGUUCGCUCAGAUCGAAGAGAUCGGGUGGGAGCGGGUGGUGAGCGCCACAGGGGAUGAUGGGGUGUCUUGUCUCUCCUUCCGCGUCGUGGAUGAUAAGGGACGGAUUCAUUUACUGGAGAUCACACUGCCCAUGGGUUAUCCUGCAAGCCCCCCUUCAAUCACGGCACAAGUACCUUACCUCCCGAAAAUACAGUGGUCGAAAAGCUCAAGACUGAAAGAUGUUAUUUGCCAGUUUCAAGAGCACUUGAAGAUGUUACAAGAGUUUUGGUCUACAAUGGAUGAGAUUGAUAAGGUCCUUCGGGUAGUUGACGCAACAAAGCCGACCUAUGCUAUGUCCCAUCGCCUUUUAGCUUUAGGUGAUGAUUGCUAUAUUUUACUACAUGUUGACGCACACAAGCCCAGCUCCUUACCAGAGUGUCGCUUCUUGGGUGCAGAAGGCAAACUUGAUCGGCUCAUCAUGAAUUGGAGAAAAAAUCGCAAAAGAUGGGACACAAAGAAGAAAUUUCAUGAAAACUUGGCGGGCGUCUUGGAUUUUGCACUGCCUGCGCCACCUUCAGUCGGUAGCGUCAGAGACGACGAGCAAGCUGAUUGCGGGAUAUGUUAUGCCAGGCACCUGCCAGUCGAUGACGAGCUCGGGCCACACAGCGGGUGCGCGACCGACUACACGUGCGAGAACCCCAGCUGCAGCAGAGCCUUCCACUCCGUCUGCCUGAGGGACUGGCUCCGCUCCAUCACCACGACAAGGCAGUCGUCUGCUCUCACGAGGCCUCUGUUCUUUGCCUCGUGCCGGCAGGUCCUUCGAUGUCCUGUUCGGGAACUGCCCCUACUGCAGCGAUCCCGUUGCCGUCAAGGUCGCCGACCGCUAAACUUGGUCAGCGUUUACAAGGUUUGGCCGGGGCGCGGAGCUGCAUUCGGGUUGAAAUUGCCGCCCCCUUCUAGAGAAGAGAACAAAAGGGAGAAAAGAAAGGUUGUUUACCAGCCUAAUCAGUCGGUCAAUACUGGUUUCAACGUCGCACUCUGUUCUAGAACACACGCCCUUCUAGAUUUGGAACGGCGGUUGUGCGCUUCUGACUCUGUGGCCUGCAUUUGCCGUGCCUGUUUCUGUAUUUUUGUAAUCUUUAGGCCAAGCUGGAUUGCUAAUAUAAUAGAAGAAAAAAAGAUCCGCCGAGCGCCCGAGCUCCCCCAACGCACACGGCCGAGUCAGAGGGAGGGAAAAAUGGCGAGCGGCGGGGACGAGGAGAGGCAGGGGAGGCAGCGGCGGGGGCGCGGACGGCGGCUGUGGGCUGCGUGCCUCCCGCGGCCGGGGUGCUUCACGGUCUCCGCCGCGGGCGAGGACGAGGGCACGUCGGCCGCCGCCGCCGGCGAAGGGGGCACCAGGCCGACGCCCUCGCAUCUGGUCGUCACGGUCAAUGGGAUCGUCGGGAGUGCAGAAAACUGGCGCUUUGCUGCGAAACACUUCAUCAAGAAACACCCUGAAGAUGUGGCUGUUCACUGCAGUGGGUGCAACACAGCAGCUCGAACCUUUGAUGGAAUUGAUGUGAUGGGAAGAAGAUUGGCAGAGGAGGUGACCGCUGUUGUUGAGAGUAGACCAGAGCUUCGCAAGAUUUCCUUUGUUGCACAUUCAUUGGGUGGACUGAUCGCAAGAUAUGCUAUUGCACUAUUAUAUGAGAGAGAGACACAAAAAGAUCCUCAUGAAGAGUGUGAGAAGCAUGUCAUUGACUAUCAUAGUAACCAGCAUAGUUCUGGAGGGAAAAUUGCUGGUUUGGAGCCUAUUAACUUCAUCACCUUUGCAACACCACACCUCGGUACAAGAUCACACAAACAAAUGCCAAUUCUACGUGGUUCCAACAAAUUGGAAAAGAUGGCAUUUCGUAUGUCUUGGAUUGCUGGGAAAAGCGGAAAACAUCUUUUCCUGAAAGAUGUAGAAGAUGAGAAACCACCGCUCCUUCUACAGAUGGUUACUGAUUAUGGUGGUCUCCAUUUCAUGUCUGCUCUACGCUCUUUCAAACGUCGUGUUGUUUACUCCAAUGUCUGCAAUGAUUUUAUCGUUGGCUGGAGGACAUCUUCAAUACGUCAUCAGCAUGAGCUUCCUGAGCGCAAAAGUUUUAUAAACGAUGGUAGAUAUCCACACAUUGUUUAUGUGGAGGAACCGAAGGUUCAGGAUGUUGAUUUUCCAGAUGCGAUGAUUUAUCAGGCAAAAACUACGAGUGAAAUGGAAGAAGUUAUGCUCAAAGGUCUUAAUAGACUUCCAUGGGAAAGGGUAGAUGUUAGCUUCAAGAAAAGUAGACAGAGGUUUUUCGCCCAUAGCACAAUUCAGGUCAAGACCUAUUUCUUGAACUCUGAUGGCGCUGAUGUGAUCUUUCACAUGAUCGACCAUUUUAUUUAUUAAGAUGCGUGCACUAAGGUGGUGCCAGCAUGCUAGAUUCUUCUUUAUCUAGAUGAACUCCGGUCGUAGGAACAUGUGAAAAAUAUCCGUGUCCUCAAGAAAAGGAUUAGAGAAAUACUGAAAGCAGUAGAACCCAUUGUAAAGAAAGUGUGUUGGGUCUCUACGCUUCCUCCUUUUUUUUUUGCGGGUAAACUUCCUCCAAAUUUUUGGCCGCCUAGGUUCCCUCUCUCUUAUUUUUCCCGACUUGGGUCAGAAUGUCAGUUGUAUUCUCGCUUCUUUUCCAGACUUCAGUCAGAACUCAGUUGUACAUGAUGCACAAAAAUGUUCCAGAUUUUGCUUAUGCGGCAGGUCAGCUUGAUCUA
Panicum virgatum (switchgrass) is the source of this 2977-nucleotide messenger RNA. RefSeq lists its product as uncharacterized. The transcript is spliced from 21 exons. The coding region runs from base 81 to 2618 and encodes 845 amino acids. Lineage: Eukaryota; Viridiplantae; Streptophyta; Magnoliopsida; Poales; Poaceae. The record is from RefSeq and is a predicted model, not a curated record.